AUGACGAAGGUGAAGUCAGUCGCAUGCAGUCCAGAUGCCAGAAGGUUGUACGAGGACUUGUUGAAAAAAGGUUAUAACAAACUUAUCAGGCCAGUCAGUAACAGCUCUGAUACACUUAUCGUUAGGAUUGGAUUGAGAUUGACACAAAUUAUUGAUGUGGACGAGAAGAACCAGAUAAUGACCACAAACGUCUGGCUAGAACAGAAAUGGUCAGAUACGAAACUGUCAUGGAACCCUGCCAGCUACGGAAACGUUGAGAGGCUGUAUGUUCCAUCUGACGAAAUAUGGCUACCUGACAUCGUUCUUUAUAACAGCGCCGAUGGAAAUUUUACUGUAAAACUGAUGACGAAGGCAACAAUACACCACAACGGCACGGUUGUCUGGAAGCCACCCGCCAUCUACAAAAGCCUCUGCCCCAUCGACGUCGAGUUCUUCCCGUUCGACGAGCAGAAAUGUACCCUAAAGAUCGGUUCCUGGUCCUAUGACGGUUUCUCGGUCGAUAUCAAACACAUCUCUCUUCGGGACGGAGCCAUGGAGUUUGAAACUAUAGCGGAUGGAAUCGACUUGGCUGACUACUACAAAAGCACGGAAUGGGACCUGCUGGCAGUUCCCGCGAAGAAGUACUGCAAGUAUUAUCCGUGCUGCUCCGAGCCCUAUCCAGACAUCAAAUUCAGCAUCACGAUCCGACGCAAGACCCUCUUCCACACCGUCAACCUCAUUCUUCCAUGCGUGGCCAUCUGCUCCGUCACGCUCCUGGUUUUUUACAUUCCCGCUAAUUCCGGGGAAAAAAUCACGAUGGGGAUAACUAUUUUGAAUUCUUUGAAUAUUUUCUUGCUACUCGUUGCCGAGAUCAACCCGCCCACCUCCCUGGCCAUUCCGCUGAUUGGGAAGUAUUUGUUGUUCACCAUGGUGCUGGUCACGUGCUCUAUAAUUGUGACCGUCUUUGUUUUGAAUGUACACUUCCGGUCGCCAUCAACUCACGUGAUGUCGCCAUGGAUACAGGAACUUUUCCUCAACGUCCUGCCGAAGUUGUUGUUCAUGAGGAGGCCGAGGUCUUGCAAGGAUGGGCUUGGUGAGUGUGUGUGUGUGUUUGCAAAACAGAGACCAAUCAGAUCGCAAGCCCCGUUUCUUCAAUCUCCUAUUGGUCGGGGGACUGAGUCAUGGGACGACGACCUCUCGCCAAUCAGAAGCAUCAGAAAUUUGAAAAAAUGUCGCACCCUUGACGAUGAGAGUUGUGAAAAUGACGGUGAUGAUGACGUCAGAAGAGUGACCUCUGACCUCCCGCCCGUUGUCAUGCAGGCGGUCAUCGGAGUCAACUUCAUAGCCGAUCACCUCAAACAGCAGGAAGAAUUUAAUAAGAAAAAACAAGACUGGCAGUUUGUAGCAAUGGUGCUGGAUCGGUUAUUUCUCUGGAUGUUCACAGCCGCCUGUGUUGUCGGUACUUUUGGCAUCAUCGUACAAGCUCCGACACUUUACGAUAAUCGACUUCCUAUACCGAAAAAUGCACAAUAA
Messenger RNA from Helobdella robusta, 1512 nucleotides. RefSeq lists its product as hypothetical. Gene Ontology annotation, biological process: signal transduction; regulation of membrane potential; monoatomic ion transmembrane transport. Lineage: Eukaryota; Metazoa; Annelida; Clitellata; Rhynchobdellida; Glossiphoniidae. Bases 1 to 1512 code for a protein of 503 amino acids. The transcript has 8 exons. The record is from RefSeq and is a predicted model, not a curated record. Gene Ontology annotation, cellular component: neuron projection; synapse; postsynaptic membrane. Gene Ontology annotation, molecular function: acetylcholine-gated monoatomic cation-selective channel activity; transmembrane signaling receptor activity.